AUUAUUUGUAUUUCAAUAAAUUUGAAAAUAUGAUUGUACAACUAUUUGAAGCUCUCAUAAGAGAUAUAAGAGCGACUCUCAUAUUCAGCGAAGUCUACCUGCGAUUAAAGAGAUGUGAAUUAAGUAACGAAUCGGUGAUCAGUUUGUUUCGGCAAACUGUCAGAAAAAAUGGCCACAAAAUUGCCAUUAAGUUUAAUGAGCAAAACUGGACGUUUACACGACUCGAUCAAUUCUCCAACAAAAUCGCUAAUUAUUUCCUAUCAAUGGGUUUGAAAAGUGGCGACGAAGUGGCUCUUAUGAUGGAUAAUAAGCCAGAAUUUAUAGGCAUUUGGUUGGGUUUGGCUAAAGCAGGGAUUAUCACCGCUUUUAUUAACUUUAACUAA
This is a messenger RNA of Oppiella nova, 383 nucleotides long. NCBI's taxonomy places the organism in Eukaryota, Metazoa, Arthropoda, Arachnida, Sarcoptiformes, Oppiidae. The record is from the annotation of a GenBank genome assembly.